Messenger RNA from Procambarus clarkii (red swamp crayfish), 2118 nucleotides. RefSeq lists its product as uncharacterized. Lineage: Eukaryota; Metazoa; Arthropoda; Malacostraca; Decapoda; Cambaridae. The record is from RefSeq and is a predicted model, not a curated record.
AUGGCGGUGAAGCUUGCAGUAGUGCUGACAGUCAUUCUGAUGACGAGCAAGACCUCGCCAAGCGCCAUCGAUAGGACCACAGAGACAUCGAACUCGCCAAGCGCCAUCGACAGGACCACAGAGACAUCGAACUCUCAGUACCCAGGCAAUCAUCAGCUACUGAGUCUUAUGAAGAACCUCGUUGGGAGUUUGAACAGCGACCAAUCGAUGGCCAUUGUUAAACAACUUUUCGGCAGUUCAUACAACGGAAAACUCAGGGAUUUCAUCAAGAAAUUUACUGGAAACUCGGAAGGAAUAGACAACCAAGAGGGGAGUGGUUUUCUCAUCUUGUCGACGCUUUAUCAAAAGCUAAUUGAAGCAGAGGAGUUGAAGACCAUCAUAGCUGACGGUUUGGGCGUCAAUACUAAUUUCCUGAAACCUCUUACAAGGAUUGUCAGCGAAAUGAUAAAACUGAAUGCUGAACAUGCAUACAAAUCGAUUAAAUUAGGUUUGAGUGAUGAUGAGACAAGUGAGGAUGGCCAGAUCAACAAGGAAAAUACUAUAGAAGGAAGCUCCGGCGAUAUCCAGCCCCCAAAGGGCUCUCAAGCUGCCCAGCCUGCCAUUAACGCUCAAUUCUUGGAGUUGGCUAAGAAUAUAUUCGAAGAGGAAUUCGGAAGGAUGGAUUCCAUCUUAGUGCAUUCCACCUCGCAGGACCCAAAUGGAUUAUUGGCGGACUUUAAUGCCACCACCUCCAGCGUGUGGAUGAUGAUCAAAUCCACGUGGCAGAGAGUCCUGGCAUACGUUAAGGAGGAGAAUUCCCUGACACAGUUCAUGCAGCUGACGCCCAUCAAGAUUAUAGACAGAGUCUUGAGUCUUGGAGACGACGUCAAUCUCUUAAACUUCCUGACCAAGAAACUUCAUCCGGAUUUUGCCAUGUUCCUCAUGACUAAGAUCGACCCGUACUUGGGCCCACUGAGAGACUUCGACAGUUUCUACAACUUCACCAAAGAUUAUGGACUUAAUGGCGUCCUUGACUACUUUAGAUCAGACCGAUUCAUCUUCACAAUGAACACAAUGUCUCGCCUCGUUCAAGCGUAUCUCGAGGAUAAAAUUUCAAGCGACUUGGUAAACCAGUACAUAGACUUAAUUUCCUUUAAUAACACAGAAUUACAAGAAUUUUAUAAAUCCGUUAUGCGUAUUCAAACUAAUAUUUUACCAGAAGAUGAUACCAAUAGUACGCAACGCUUCAAGAGGAAUGUGUUAGAUCAUAUUGUCAGCAGUUUCAAAUUCGGCGACUUUUUGCCCAUUGCCUCCCAGUCCGAUGAGUUCGAGUCUAAGGCUCUAGACGCUGAAGAGUACAAAACUGACGAAGUAACAGAUUACGAUCCUGAUGCAGACAAGGCGGACAGCGAAAUGAUGUCACGACAAGGCUACGGUAUGACCUCCUACAAGAGCUCUGGCGGCUACGGCGGCGGCGGUGGCGGCUACGGGGGCGGUGGCGGCGGCUACGGCGGUGGUGGCGGCUACGGCGGUGGCGGCGCGACCUACAUGAGUACCCUGGACCCCUAUGUGGUAUUGGGCGCUCUGGCACUCGGCACUCUUCUCGGUUUCCUGCUCUUCCGCCUUCUCCGUGGCACUCGCAGAGGCCGACGGGACAUCGGCGACGGGUCGUUGUCCCUGUGGCUGUCGGACAUGCCCGACAAGGUCCUGCCGUGGGACUCCAGCGUCCAGCGCAUGAAACGAGACGCCCAAAGCUUCAACGUGACUGGAGAAGAGGAGUUCAACUUGCCGGACUCCUUGAGAGGCAACGUGUGGUCCUCUGACCCCGUGGUGGGCGACGACCUGCUGGAGGAGGACCUCGAGGAAGACGACGUCGCCGACCACCUCAACCACCUGUGGAGGGUGUUCCAGGACUCUCCUGCCUGCAUCCACUCGCAUCUGUGCAGCGUGGUGGCCAACACCACACCCGGACACCUGACUGGCAAGGACUCCAGCAUGGCUCUUCUCAUGGCAUCAGUAGGAAACCUGAUGGGCGUGGUGAGGUCAGGUCAACUGGUGGAUCACGUGACCAACUCCCUGGUAAUGGGCAACCCUUAUACCUGCCCCAAUCCCAUCGGUUGCCACCAACACUUGCUCUAA